Messenger RNA from Coccomyxa subellipsoidea C-169, 597 nucleotides. Its product is annotated as glycoside hydrolase. Gene Ontology annotation, molecular function: hydrolase activity, hydrolyzing O-glycosyl compounds. The transcript is spliced from 3 exons. Bases 1 to 597 code for a protein of 198 amino acids. The record is from RefSeq and is a predicted model, not a curated record. NCBI's taxonomy places the organism in Eukaryota, Viridiplantae, Chlorophyta, Trebouxiophyceae, Coccomyxaceae.
AUGAAUGAGCCCCGCUCGGCCAAGAGCAACGGCGCACAGGAGAUCCAGAGCUGGAUCACGGAGGUGGCCCCCUAUGUGAAGAGCCUGGCGCCCAACCAACUGGUGACUGUGGGAGAGGACGGCUUCUACCAGGCCUCCAACUGCCAAGCAGCCUCGGCCAACCCGAGCAACUCUGGCGGCGGCGGCGCGUGGCCGCUGCAAACCGGGCAGGACUUUUUGCCCAACCACCUCGUGGACGGAAUCGACUUUGCAUCCAUCCACAUGUGGCCAGACAACUGGGACAGGACCGACCAGGCCUUUGGCCGCGCGUGGCUGGACGCUCACAUGAAGGAUGCUUGGUACCUGGGCAAGCCGGUGGUCAUUGAGGAGUUCGGCAAGGCCCAGGGCGGCUGGAUGGCGGCAGCAACAGAGACAUACGCAAAUCAGUACAGCUACUUCAAGCUAACCUACGACUACGCGCUCGGCUCGGUGACGUCCGGCUACGGCUACAAGGGCAUCAUGUUCUGGCGCUGGGCCUCGGUGGACGCGGCUGCCAACAACGGCGGCUUCGACGAGGCAGCCACCAUCUGUGCGCUGCUUUGCCUCUCUCUGCUCUGA